CACUUUGUUUAUUUAUUAUAUCAUUUAAUCGGUAAUUGAACCCCUGUUCUUACUCAACAAACUCACAGUUGAGUAGAGCUAGCCCUAGUCCCCAACCGACUGAAUAUAUAAAUUAAUUCAUUCAUCUAUUCUUCAUUCCUACUUCCUUACAUUCUGUCUUCAUAGAAAAAAUCUACAUACAUACCCAUUUUAUGAUCAUAACAUGCUUUUUAUGUCAUCGUUACGGAAUAUUCAUUCUUUAGUCUGGUCUUGAUUUUCAUUUCUUGAUUUUUUUUUUUCUACAAAUAUAUCAAGAAUUAUGACUUUUCUUGUUGUUGUUCGUUUUAUACUAUUGUAUAAUUGUUAAAUUCUAAACAAAACAAGGUAAAGCAAAAAACACGAAGGUUGAGUCUCGGUCGAGGAAUGGUUCUUCAUCAGUACAGUUCACAUGGGAAAUUUACAAUUUUUCUAAACUUAGAGUGAAGAGGCUCUAUUCUCAUAUAUUCAAUGAGGAUUCUUGUUUUUCCUGAAGGCAACAACGUGGAUUAUUUAUCAGUAUAUCUAGAUGUUGCUGAUCCUGUAACCGUGCCUCAUGAGUGCUGUAGAAAUGCUUUGUUUAGUUUAUCUGUUAUCAACCAAAUUCAUUCUGAACACACAAUUACAAAAGCAAUAGAACAUGAGUUUAAAGCAGGUGAGAAGGACUGUGGCUUCACAUCAUUUGUUCCUCUUAUAGAUUUAUAUGACUCUAGCAAAGGUUAUCUUGUCAACGACAUUUGCAUAGUUAAAGCAGAGGUAACAUUGAAGAAAAAGCAGGAUGUAAAGAAAAAGCAAGAACCUACACAUGUUGAUCUGCAACCUGCUGAAGCUCUUCCUGAACCUACACUUGUUGGUAUGCAACCUGCCGAAGCUCAGGUUGAAGCUAAAAUAGCGUCCAUCCCAUUGGCUCCGUUUAUUGUUGGUCAACGAACUGUUCAGCUUCCUCAGCCAACAGAAGCAGAGGCUGAAAUAAGACCCUCUUACUUAUCUCAAUUGGAUGUCUUAUUUGGUGACAUUGAAACUCUAAUAGGUAGAAAGAAUUCCAAUUCAAAGACUUUGAGCAGCUUCUUCCUUUGUCGUGCAUGCAGCGAAGAGGAGAUUUAUGCACACAACAUCUUCAAAGAAUGCCUCAACAUGAAGCUUGCCAGUGUCAUUGAAGAAGGUCGAGAAAUUGAACUCAAGAAAUCACUUUCUAUCAUGAUAACUGGCAAUGAAUGUCCUGAUAACAUGGUAAGUUUUACAACCAAGUUUAUAGAGAACUUAGAUCAAUACAUAGGUGCACAGAAAGACUUAAGGGAGGUUCAAGAUAAGGAAAAAUCAAUAGAGAAGCUGGAGACUAUCGCGAAGCAAUUAGCCUCUGAGUUCAUGCCUCUGAGGAAUCAAGCUGAGGCUGUUGAUCAAGAAAUAUUUGAUUUAGAGAGACAACUAAGAGAAAAGAAGGUAAAGAAGGUAUGUCUUAGAAAGAGUAUUGAAGAUUUAGCUGAUCGAGCUACUGCUUCAAAACAAGGAUUGAUCGAUGCUCAUGAGGUCAUGUCACUGUUGAGAAUCAAGAAGAAAAUAGCGGAGAAGAUGAUUAGUGAAAUGGAAUGUUCAUGGGAGUUUUUAAAGUCUACAAUUCCUUAACUUGAUUGACUAUUUGGAACUGAACAGUUGUGCAGCCUCUGAAGUUAACUAUAUUAGGUCAGUUCUUACCCAAAAAAAAACUAUGUGUGGUCAGUUAGCUAAACAUUCUUCGUGUAGGCAAAUACUUUUUUGUAUAGUCCUUUUAAAAGCUAAACUAGGGCAAAAGCAAAGACUAAUUUCAGAGAAAAGAGUCUUAACAGAUGAUUUGCCAAAAAAACCUUUAGUCUCUCUUGUUAUCCUAGCUUUAUUUAUACUGUAAUUAGUGUUACAAGAAAGUCAUGAUAACAGCUCACCUAUUGACAGUUAAAGCAUAACAAACAACUAACAUUUUUUAA
Cannabis sativa is the source of this 1973-nucleotide messenger RNA. RefSeq names its product MATH domain and coiled-coil domain-containing protein At3g58380-like. The coding region runs from base 487 to 1638 and encodes 383 amino acids. Lineage: Eukaryota; Viridiplantae; Streptophyta; Magnoliopsida; Rosales; Cannabaceae. The record is from RefSeq and is a predicted model, not a curated record. Gene Ontology annotation, molecular function: protein binding. The transcript is spliced from 7 exons.